AUGAAUAAAAAUCAAGAAAAACGUAUAUUUCGUGAUCGAAUCGAUGCUGGUUGCAAAUUAGCUGCCCAUCCUGAAUUACAAAAAGUUAAAAAUUUAACAUCAAAUGAAAAAAAUUCAUAUUUAGUUAUAAGCUUACCGCGUGGUGGUACUGUUGUUGGUGAUGAAUUAGCUAAAGAAUUAGGAAUAACACAUGAUUUAGUCUUUCCAAGAAAGAUUUCUUGUCCUGGUCAACGAGAAUUUGCUAUUGGUGCUGUAUCAGAAUUAGGUGAUGUUAUUUGGAAUGAUUAUGCGAAACAAGAAAAUUUAAUUGAUCUACCAAAUGUACAAGAAAGUAAAGAUAAACAAAUUCAAGAAGCAAAACGUCGAAAAGAAAUUUAUCGUGGUAAACGGAAACCAUUGGAAAAUUUGAGUGAAAAAACAGUUAUAUUAGUUGAUGAUGGAUUAGCAACAGGUGCAACUAUGAAAUCUGCUAUUAAUACUUGUAAACAUUUGAAUGCUAAAUCAAUAAUUGUUGCUGUUCCAUGUGGUUCAAUUGAUCGUGUUAAAGAUAUUAGUACAUUGGUCGAUAAUAUUAUAUGUUUAACAACACCGUAUGGUUAUCAUGCAGUUGUACAAUGUUAUAAAUCAUUUGAUCAAACAACUGAUAAGGAAGUCAUUGAAAUCAUGGCUAAAUAUCAAGAUUCAACGAGCGAAGAUGAUUUGCAAAGUUCCGGAUGGCCUUGGACAAACUACUAUAAAAGUUUUAGUAAUGAUCGUGCUAAUCAUCUUAAAAAACUUGUUAUGAUCGACUUCUCUAGUGGAUUCGAGAUCCUUGAAAUACUUUUAACACAAACACCGAAUUUACAAAGUUUAGUUAUAUCAAAUGGAUACAAUACAGAUAUAAUUGAUGCUUUUCGUUGGUAA
Adineta steineri is the source of this 903-nucleotide messenger RNA. Lineage: Eukaryota; Metazoa; Rotifera; Eurotatoria; Adinetida; Adinetidae. The record is from the annotation of a GenBank genome assembly.